CAAUGAUUUUAUUUUAAGUAGAUCCGAAUUACCGAGGACAUUGAAUGCAUCUCGGGUCUUACUGCGCAUGUCAGUUAGCGGCGUCUUCCGGUUGAAACUGCUCAGACGGCAGAGAUGUCUGCUUCACUGAACCUGCGUCUUCUCUACUGCUACGCCAAGCCAGGCGCGUUUGGGAGCACUCUCGCACGUCCUUUCAGUGUCGGCGUGCAACGCAGUGGCUUCAAGUAUGUUAACGCUCAAGAGCAGGCCACAGACUUGAAGUCCAUCACUGACCGUGCUGCAACUACUCUCCUGUGGACAGAGCUCUUCAGAGGUUUGGGGAUGACCAUGAGUUACCUUUUCCGUGAACCCGCCACCAUCAACUACCCCUUUGAGAAGGGCCCCCUUUCGCCUCGCUUCCGCGGUGAGCACGCCCUGCGUCGCUACCCCAGUGGAGAGGAGCGCUGCAUCGCCUGCAAGCUGUGUGAGGCCAUAUGCCCCGCUCAGGCAAUCACCAUUGAGGCGGAGACUCGCGCGGACGGCAGCAGGAGGACCACGCGCUACGACAUCGACAUGACCAAGUGCAUCUACUGCGGCUUCUGCCAGGAAGCCUGUCCUGUGGACGCCAUUGUCGAGGGCCCAAACUUUGAGUUCUCGACAGAAACACACGAGGAGCUGCUGUACAACAAAGAGAAGCUGCUCAACAAUGGAGACCGAUGGGAGGCUGAGAUCGCGGCCAACAUCCAAGCAGACUACCUGUACAGAUAAGACUCGUCAGUGUGCCAGCAGGAUGUGCCUGCAUCACAGGCUGUCAUCAUGUCUUACACAUGCACACGCUUUUGUUAGCUCCAUGAAUAACUUAUUCUUUCACAGCCA
This is a messenger RNA of Entelurus aequoreus (snake pipefish), 855 nucleotides long. RefSeq names its product NADH dehydrogenase [ubiquinone] iron-sulfur protein 8, mitochondrial-like. The transcript has 7 exons. Gene Ontology annotation, molecular function: NADH dehydrogenase activity; 4 iron, 4 sulfur cluster binding. Lineage: Eukaryota; Metazoa; Chordata; Actinopteri; Syngnathiformes; Syngnathidae. The coding region runs from base 115 to 747 and encodes 210 amino acids. The record is from RefSeq and is a predicted model, not a curated record. Gene Ontology annotation, biological process: mitochondrial electron transport, NADH to ubiquinone; mitochondrial respiratory chain complex I assembly. Gene Ontology annotation, cellular component: membrane.